CGAUGGAUGCCGCUGCCAUAAUAUCAACAUCGUUGGAAGGCAUUUUAUAUGGCUUUUCGGUCCUCAUGUUCAUUGGUACCGUGUGGGCGCUCACCUACAAACAUUCCAUGCGAGAUGUCAAUCGCCCAGUCGCUGCUGCUGCAGUCCUGCUAUUGAUAUUGAGCACCGCACACAUCAUUUUAGGCAUUAUCCGACUCGAAUACGGACUGGUGACCUAUCGCAACACGUUCCCAGGUGGGCCGGCGGCGUACUUUGCAGAUGUUUCUCAAAACACGAAUACAAUCAAGACUUCAAUAUACGUUCUGCAAACUCUGCUUGGCGAUGCGGUGGCAAUUUAUCGUUGUUACGUCGUUUGGCAAGCUGCCUGGGUCAUCAUCCUACCAAGCAUACUGUUGUGUGGCAUCGCAGUCACUGGUGUUCUUUCGAUCUACGCUGAUUCACAGACCAGCAGUUCUGGAGUCAUCUCCGCAGAAGCGAAUAUGCUGUGCAUGGGAGUAUUCUGUGCCUUUGCACUCGCAGCAAAUUUGUCGAGUUCAGGAUUACUCGCGUACCGCAUCUGGAAAAUAGAGCGCAGUGUAUCUGCCACUCGCACUACAAAGGUUAUGACAACGAGCAUAACGCGCGUAAUAAUGGAUGCUGCCAUUUUGUACACCAUAGCGCUCCUCUCCACAAUAGUUGGAUCCCUCUGCUCGGGCACUGGACCGUUUGUUGUGAUUGACAUGAUCACACCGAUCAUCUCGAUUACCUUCUACAUGGUAAUCAUUCGAAUCGCGAUCGGUCAAAGAACUCACAGGCAGAUCUUGACUGUCCGUGGGGGGAUGACUAGUGAUACGGAACGAGGGAGCUUCCCGCGAUAUUCUAUGAAGCCUCUCCACGUCCAUGUAUCCCGCUCUACGUACACCGAUGAUACCCCGGUGUACGGGAUUUUGAGCCAGAGCUGACCACCGAGACACAAGGAGUGUUUGGAUGAUAUUGCGACCUAUCGUCAGGCUAAAGUCGGUUACUAUUUUCACAGAAAUCAUUAUGAGGCAACAACAUAUGGUCUGUCUGAGGCACGUAUUAAUAGCAAAGAAUGUAUGACUUAAAUGAAUUUUUGUAUUAUGUCCUUUACUUGCAUGAACAAUGGUAGCAAUCAUAGUGCUAGCGAUGUACAUUAAUGAU
Molecule: messenger RNA, 1161 nt
Organism: Suillus bovinus
Lineage: Eukaryota; Fungi; Basidiomycota; Agaricomycetes; Boletales; Suillaceae
Exons: 7
Source: RefSeq, a predicted model, not a curated record